This is a messenger RNA of Oncorhynchus nerka (sockeye salmon), 7166 nucleotides long. Its product is annotated as carboxy-terminal domain RNA polymerase II polypeptide A small phosphatase 1-like. The record is from RefSeq and is a predicted model, not a curated record. The transcript is spliced from 6 exons. NCBI's taxonomy places the organism in Eukaryota, Metazoa, Chordata, Actinopteri, Salmoniformes, Salmonidae. Gene Ontology annotation, molecular function: RNA polymerase II CTD heptapeptide repeat phosphatase activity. The coding region runs from base 279 to 3707 and encodes 1142 amino acids.
UCAAGUCAAUGUGUACUCUGCUGCUGGUGUCUCAGGCGGGCUGUGGACUGUGAAUAACACCCAGCAGUUCAAGCCACCAUUACCAAAGAAGCAGUCUGUGAGAUGCCAGCCCUCUGGACUGUGUCGCUUCCCUAGAGAAAACAAGUCUCUCUCUCUAUGCUUGGAAAAGUGCAAAACCUCUGAACACUACAAACCUAUUCGAGAACGUCAGCUCCCUUUGUGCCUGAGAAGGCACUCUGAUCAAAGCAAAUCUUUUUACACAUUUCCCAAAAGCAAGCAUGCCUGCUGAACACUGCGAGGUGUCUGAACUAAUUGAAACCAUGGAAUCAAGUGAGCCUUCUGCACAAUCUGCUGAACCCUGCAUCAUUUCGGACAAAAUAAAUAACUCUUUGGACUAUACUGGACACCAGAAGGUCAAUGGACAAAUGGAUCCCGCUGUGCAGAUUGUCGAUCAUUACAGCAUGAAUGGAGAACAUGCAGAAGAGAGCAAACCUUUUGUGCAUUAUAAUGGACAUUCUGUGGGGUAUGAGCAAUGCAUCACCAAGCCUUGUGAGGACUAUCCUGUUCUCCACAAGCACACUAAUCAGUAUAAGUCUUCUGAGUUAAGCAAAUCAUUUGAAGAAUGUUCUCAAAAUUGUGAGUGCUUUGACUUCAGCAAGUCCUCUGAGCACUAUGCUAAUGACUGUCUAGCUUCUGUAUUUAGCCAACACUGUGAACAUUUCACAGAAUGCUUCCAGUCAUCUGAACAAUGCAGGUCUUCUGAUCAACACUGUAAGUCCUUUGAGUCAAGCGAACCUGCUGAGAACUCUGAGUUUUUAGCGCAAUGUAAGAUAUCUGACUUCAUACCUGACAUCUCUGAAUCCAAUGAAUCAAAAAUAUCAUUUGAGCACUAUACUGGAAUUUGUGAGUAUUCAGAAAAAUACAAUCAUAUUGAUGACCCAACAGAAUAUAAUGAGACUACAAAGCCAAUUGAUGAGGAUUUAAAGCCCUCUCAGCCAACAUUUCAACAAAUUGAAAUAUGUGGGCUUUUUGACUCUGAGUUUUGCAUAAUAUUAGAACCUAUACAUUCUUCAGAUUUGAACAUGCCUUCUCAACACUAUGCUGAACAAGAUUCUCCCAAUGAAAGUAGACAUGUCUCUGAAGUUCAUGAACCUUCUGAGCAAACUCUGCUUGCUGAACAAAGCAAUCAUCAAUCUGCUGACUAUGAUAUGCCCUCUGGGCACUGUGAACUGCAAAAUGCGUUCUAUGAGCAAAGAGAGACAAGUGUACAGUGUGAACUCUCUGAGCAAUGUAAAUAUUGUGAGAGCUAUCCUUGUCAACAUAAAAGCACAAAUGACAAAUGCUAUGAGCCUAGCAGUUCAUUUUAUUAUGAGGAAGACAAGUCUUCUGACUGCUCAUCCAUUGAAACAAGGUCUUUUGAAUCUUUGAUUUAUGACAGUAUAAAUUUAGACCCAUUAACUGAUUCAGCUGAAUUCUAUGAAGCGUUGGUGGAAGAAGGAGCACAGGACAAAUCCAGCUCAGAUAUAUGGGAAUCAUUUGAUAAUUGUACAGUUGUGGUAGAAUGUGAAGAAAGCAAUGCUGAUGAAGACAAACCUCACUCGGAUGCAGUCGUUGUUGAGGGAUUCUUUGACUUAUUUGAUAAAGAGGAUACUUAUACUUUUGCCCAAAGGCAACCUUAUACCUCUUGUUUUGAAGGGGGAGGGGUGCAUGAGUUGUUUUUUGAACAAUGCAAAACUCAUGUGUCCAUUAUGAAUGAGGAACAAACACAAAUGCCCUGCGCCAAAAAAGGGCUUGAAGUUUUUCAUCAAGAAGUGGAAGAAGUUGAUGAAUCUUAUGAUGCUUGUGCUGAUGAUGGACAAUUUAAUGUAGACUGUACUGAUGAUGAGACAUCCGCCUCUGGAUCCUUUGCAGAUGAGGAAUCAUGUGAAUCUUGUUUUGAAGAAGCCACAGCUUAUGAAGUUGAGUUUUAUGAAGCUUUUGUAGCAGAAGACAAUGCUAUUGAGGCUGAGGCCUAUGAGCCCUUUGUUGAGGAAGAGGAACUUUGCAUUGCUGAAAAUGAAGCUGGUGACGCUCAGGCCAAUGGACCCUUAGUUGAUGAGGACAACACGUACGACGAACACAGUGCAGAAGAAGCAUCUCAUGGAUCCUCUUCUGACGUGUCUUCUGUUGAAGAUGAUGAAGCAUCUGAGGGCCAAAAUGAUCUAACUUAUGAACCAUGCUUUGAAGAAGAGGAAACUUGUGAUGAAGAAUACCAGACAAUAUGCGUCGCAGAAGACGAAUUAUACAACCAAUAUGCUGAAGACAAAGCUUAUGGAUCCUAUGGGCCGUGUGAUAAAGAUUGCGAUGCAUAUGGCAGGGAACAUACACAAUUCUCUACCGAAGGGGAAGAUAAUGCACUAUGCACUGAGGCCUGUGAACCAAGUGCUGAAGAGCACCAUGAAUAUCAAAGUGAAGACAAUGAAUCUAAUGUUAAUCAAGAAGCUAAUGGAUUCUGUACUGAAGAAGACUCUCAUGAUCAGUGUAAUGAUGAAAUGGAUUAUGACAGCACUCCUGAGACACAUUUGAAAGGUGAAGUCUGCACUGAAGAGAGAAAGAAUGGUGCUCCAUGUGCUGAGGAGAAUGAAUCCCCUGAAUCAUUUGAGGUUAUAACCAAAGACACCGCAUUAUGCACUGAAGGAAGCAAACCAGCUAUGCCUGAUGGUAUUGAAUUCAAUGGGGAUCAAACAGAUUCCUCCACAACCUCUUCCGAAGAGAUAGAUGAGCGAAGCAAGUCAUCUGAAUUGUGUGAGCAGCUAAACACACCAUAUCUGUCUCAGAACUGGGAGGAACACAAUGGUGUCUCAGAGCAUCUCCAACACCCAGAGUCAGAGGACCUUUCAGAGCAGGUGUCUGAGGAAACAAGCCUCCCUCUUGAUGGUGCUGAACUUAGUAAAGACUCCAUAGACCGCGAGCCACUUGCACAUCACGCCGAACAAACAGAGCCCUCCGAACAAAGUGAGCUGGAUGAGAAAAUGCAGUUGCAUGAAUUUUUUAAGAUUGUGGCCUCUGAACAACUAAGUGAGGAGUCUGAGGAGGAGCUGAGUGACGAUGAGUCCUUUGAGUCCUGUGAAUGCGAGUACUGCGUCCUGCCUAGAGAACAGGUCCCGGCAAAACCUCUGCUACCUCAAAUCAAGUCAAAAGACUCAGGGAAGAUCUGUGUGGUGAUUGAUUUGGAUGAAACAUUAGUGCACAGUUCAUUCAAGCCUGUGAACAAUGCUGAUUUUAUCAUUCCAGUGGAAAUUGAUGGAACAGUUCACCAGGUGUACGUGUUGAAGCGACCCAAUGUGGAUGAGUAUCUCAAAAGAAUGGGGGAGUUGUUUGAGUGUGUUCUGUUCACUGCCAGUUUAUCCAAGUAUGCCGAUCCAGUCUCCGACCUGCUGGAUAAAUGGGGUGCCUUCCGACACCGCCUCUUCCGGGAGUCCUGCGUGUUCCACCAAGGAAACUAUGUUAAAGACCUGAGUCGGCUGGGCAGGGACCUCAACAAAGUCAUCAUUGUAGACAACUCCCCAGCCUCCUACAUCUUCCACCCAGAUAAUGCUGUCCCCGUAACAUCCUGGUUCGAAGACAUGGCCGACACAGAGCUACUAGAUCUCAUCCCAUUCUUCGAGAGACUAAGCCAAGUGGAAGAUGUCUACGAUAUUCUCAAGCAGCAGGGGAUUGCAAGCUAGUGCGUAAUUAGACACUGGCGGCAACUUUUCACCACACGGGGGCCAUAGAAGAAGCUGGUGGGCAACAUGAUUCAAGUUUCUUCCCACUAGAAGGACCUGCUAGUGUCUCUCGGUCAUUGUCGUCCUCCAAAUUCCAUACACACAAAACGUGAUAGAGAGGCCACUCAGUUUGGCACAGAGACGGAACAAUGAGGAACUGCUUUAUGGCAAACAUUGAAAAGAAUGGUAUCAAUUAUUUUUUCACAUUUGAUGCGGUAAUCACCUCUUGGUUAUGACUUUUCGCCCUGAAGACAAGGUUAAGCGAAGCCCUUUUUCAUGGAACGGUGAUCAUUUAAAUGUCCUUUUCGCAAACUAUUUGGUGAAUACGAUAUACAAAACAAAGGGGUUUCAUCUUGAGAUCAAGAUAACUCAACCCAUUCCCACGUUUUAAUAUAUUUUACCCAAAAUGCCUAAGUAAGGGCAUACUUAACAACAAUCAUUCAAAUAUUAUUGUUUCCUAAAAUAUCCUGCUGUACCACAAGUAUAAUGUUUUAAAAAAUGUCACCCCCUUUUAACUGAACAUUAUAUCAUGUGUUUUUUGCAACAUGAGAUACUAUUUUUGGAAAUUAUUCACUACGUGUGUGUGUGUGUGUUUGUGUGUGUGUGUGUCAAGGAUGUAUGAUUAUGACGAAGGAUGGACUGUAGCAACACACAGAAAGCAUGCAUUCAGACGAAGAGGUUUGAGUUUGGUCAGUGUUUAGUUAUGCUGUCUGUUAGUAAUCAUGCUUAAAAUACUGGAAUCACAUCAGUCAAGGAUUAUGAUGACCCAUUUAUCCAUUAUAUCAGAUAAGUGUUUACACCCAUCCCCGUUUGAAAUGUAUUACACGCACAAAUAACCUUAAUCAUAAUUUGACAAUCAUUCACUGAAGUACAUUAUCAACUGAAGGGUGUAUUGUCCUUUGUCCUGGAGCCUUUUCAGGAGGAUGUAACAUUACAGAACGUUCAGAUAUCAAUGUAUCAUGUGGAACAGAAACUAUUGUCUGUCAGAUAGAAUAUAGAAUUGUGUCAGCUCAAUUCAUUAUAUUUCUAUCUGCACCAUUCAGCGAGUUCCACCUCCCUGAAUACACCUCUGAAUAGGCAAUAGCCUACAUGUACAGUGCAUACGGAAAGUAUUCAGACUCCUUGACUUUUUCCACAUUUUGUUACGUUAUUGCCUUAUUCUAUAAUUGAUUCAUUUUGAUUUUAAAAAUCCUCAACAAUCCACACACAAUACCGCAUAAUGACAAAGCAAAUACAUUUUUUUUAAACAUUUUUGCAAAUGUAUUAAAAAUAAAUAACAGAAGUACAUUAUUUACAUAAUUAUUCAGACCCUUUUCUAUGAGACUCGAAAUUGAGCUCAGAUGCCAGGGCCUUGGUCAGGGAGUUAACCAAGAACCCAAUGGUCACUCUGACAGAGCUCCAGUUCCUCUGUGGAGAUGGGAGAAUCUUCCAGAAGGACAACCAUCUCUGCAGCACUCCACCAAUUAAGCUUUCAUGGUAGAGUGGCCAGAUGGAAGCCACUCCGCAGUAAAAGGCACAUGACAGCGGGCUUGGAGUUUGCACACACUCUAGCAGGGAUUUUGGCCCACUCCUCUACACAGACCUUCCCCAGAUCCUUCAGGUGUCGGGGCUGUCGCUGGGCAAUACGGACUUUCAGCUCCCUCCAAAGAUUUUCUAUUGUGUUUCAGGUCAUUGUCAUGCUGGAAGACCCAGCCACGACCCAACUUCAAUGCUCUUACUGAGGGAAGGAGGUUGUUGGCCAAAAUCUCGCGAUACAUGUCCCCAUCCAUCCUCCCCUCAAUACGGUGCAGUCGUCCUGUCCCCUUUGCAGAAAAGCAUCCCCAAAGAAUGAUGUUUCCACCUCCAUGCUUCAUGGUUGGGAUGGUGUUCUUGGGGUUGUACUCAUCCUUCUUCUUCCUCCAAACACGGCGAGUGGAGUUUAGACCAAAAGGCUCUAUUUUUGUCUCAUCAGACCACAUGACCUUCUCCCAUUCCUCCUCUGGAUCAUCCAGAUGGUCAUUGGCAAACUUCAGACGGGCCUGGACAUGCGCUGGCUUGAGCAGGGGGACCUUGCGUGCGAUGCAGGAUUUUAAUCCAUGACGGCGUAGUGUGUUACCAAUGGUUUUCUUUGAGACUGUGGUCCCAGCUCUCUUCAGGUCAUUGACCAGGUCCUGCCGUGUAGUUCUUGGCUGAUCCCUCACCUUCCUCAUGAUCAUUGAUGCCCCACGAGGUGAGAUUUUGCAUGGAGCCCCAGACCGAGGGUGAUUGACCAUCAUCUUGAACUUCUUCCAUAUUCUAAUAAUUGCGCCAACAGUUGUUGCCUUCUCACCAAGCUGCUUGCCUAUUGUCCUGUAGCGCAUCCCAGCCUUGUGCAGGUCUACAAUUUUUAUCCCUGAUGUCCUUACACAGCUCUCUGGUCUUGGCCAUUGUGGAGAGGUUGGAGUCUGUUUGAUUGAGUGUGUGGACAGGUGUCUUUUAUACAGGUAACGAGUUCAAACAGGUGCAGUUAAUACAGGUAAUGAGUGGAGAACAGGAGGGCUUCUUAAAGAAAAACUAACAGGUCUGUGAGAGCCGGAAUUCUUACUGGUUGGUCGGAGAUCAAAUACCUAUGUCAUGCAAUAAAAUGCAAAUUAAUUACUUAAAAAUCAUACAAUGUGAUUUUCUGGAUUUUUGUUUUAUAUUCCGUCUCUCACAGUUGAAGUGUACCUAUGAUUUAAAAAAAUGACCUCUACAUGCUUUGUAAGUAGGAAAACCUGCAAAAUCGGCAGUGUGUUAAAUACUUGUUCUCCCCACUUUAGUUGUUUGAAAACUUGUUAAACCAUGUUUAUUUUACCUAUGUUAAAGAUGUCAUGUUUUAUUUCGUAGAUUAAUUGAUAUUGACUAAAUAAAAUGUGCUAACUUUUAAUAAUUCUAGUACGGUGUCCAGGUUGGGAUAUGGUUUGUAAUCCAUAUGCUGGAGUUGUAUGUGUGAAAUUUGGUUUUAACAAGCUAAAUGUAUGCUUCUGUUCUUUCAAGUACUUGAACUAGACUUUUUUUAUAUGCAAUAUCAUAUUGCAAGUCUAAUGUGGUGCUCAUUUAACCUGUACAGUCAGUUGAGUGGGUUGCCUUUUCAUAACUCCUUGUAAUCAUGCCUUGUAACGAUCUUAGUUUUCUUCAUGACACUUCCUGACGUGUUUGCUUGUGCAUGUACGUGACUACGUCUCUGUGCAUGCGGAUCUGCGUUACCUUAAAAAUACAAUUCAGCAAUAAUUUGACAAGAUCUACGUCUUUAAAUACAAACAUUAUUUUAAUGACUUUAAUCAUUUGCUGUUAGUUUUUUUACUGCAUGCAACAAGAGCGUUAACAUCCAUGUACUGUAAAGAAACUGAAACUGCUAAUGAAUUAUAAGAACUAUAAAACGAUUUGUACUUUCCCACAAUAAAGCAUGAUUUGUCGAAAGAG